Molecule: messenger RNA, 1209 nt
Organism: Tetrahymena thermophila SB210
Lineage: Eukaryota; Ciliophora; Oligohymenophorea; Hymenostomatida; Tetrahymenidae
Exons: 1
Source: RefSeq, a predicted model, not a curated record
GUUUUUUAUAUCUAACUAAAAAGUAGUAUUUGUUUUAGAAUCAGUUUCUCUAAAACAAUUUUAGAAUUUCAAACUAGCUAGUUAGACAAAUUAAAUAUGAAUGAAAAUAAAUCAUUAGAAUGUUUGCUCAAUGUGAAAGGUUUGAAGGGAAAUUUUAGGAAAGCAAUUUAUCUCAAUUAUUUUGUUGUUUUUGAUAGCAUUGUUAUGGUUAGAAGAGGGAUUAUUUAUGCAAUUAGUUGGGAAUUAAACCGCAUUAUUAUAAUAAAUAUAAAAAACAGAAAGAUAAUCAAGUAAAUUCAAUUGCAUAAUGUGAUGGAAAUAAGGAUAAUUACUUCAAGAUAUUCCUUACUAACAACCCACAAUAAAAUACUAUUUGUGAAAGAUAUAGAUUUAAAUUAUGAAAUAGUUAAUGAAGUAGAUAUUGAAUAUACUAAAUAUUCAAUAUUUCCUUUACUAAAGUGUAUGUUUUGCAUUUACUAUAAGGGAUCUUAGCUAAUCCAAAUGUAUUCUUAAUUUGAUUUGGUAUGCUCCAUUAACGUAAAGCAUAAACAAGUUGUUUCAAUGGUUUGGCCUCUAAAAAUGCAUCCUGAAUUGAUAGCAAUUUAUGAUUCACAAGAAAUAGAAGUAAUAAACUGGAAACUGAAUUAGUAAAUAUUUAAAGUUGAUAAUCUUAGAGUAUAAAACCCAAAAAAAUCAAUAAUGUGCUGUAUUGAUUCAAGCCAGUAUCUUAUAAGCUCAUAAAGUGGAAUGAAUAUUUUAAAUAUUCUUGAGUAUGAUGGCUAUCCUAAAAAGGAGUAUUGGCCUCGUCCGUGCAUGAACGCUUAGUUUAUUAGCAUUAUUCUUUUUAAUGAAAAAUAUUUAAUAGGAUCAUUCUUAAAUGAAUACUAAGACUACUUUUUAUAUGUUUUAGAGAAAGAAUCGAACUAAAUUUCUUUGAUUCAAGUUGUAUCAGAUUACUAUUUAAUUAGAAUUAACAAUAAUAGUUUCCUUGCUACUUUUUCACAUUAUGACAGUACCAAAUUUUUGAUAUGGAAAUGAGAUAAACAUAAAUCAGACUAUUUUAAAAUUUCCAAUAAUAAAAUAUUUAAAAUAAAAAUAACUUUAUAAUAUUAAAUUAAUAAUUAUUCAUUCAUUUUCAAUCUUUAAACUUACUUUUAUUUGUAUAUAUAAUAUAUAUUUUGUCUCUUCCUUAUUUUCAAAAAUUACACA